Molecule: messenger RNA, 1709 nt
Organism: Didymella exigua CBS 183.55
Lineage: Eukaryota; Fungi; Ascomycota; Dothideomycetes; Pleosporales; Didymellaceae
Exons: 1
Coding region: 445-1509 (354 amino acids)
Source: RefSeq, a predicted model, not a curated record
GUACUUGCGGCAGAACAACUCAUUUGCUCUUAUAGACGUCUAGGACAUACUCUCCCGUUCCAAACGCGUUUCGAGGAGCCAUACAUAUCGUCCUUUGUCGACGUUUGAACACUUACGGACACGGGACCGCACUGUGUGCAACCACAUUCGCGAGGUGAAUGCUCUCACAGCAGCUAUAUUGACUUGCCAUUACAACUUUGGACCCUGCUCCCGGAAGCGGAGGCAGAAUGAAUCGGCUGUCUCAAAAAUGCGCCCAACCCUUACGGCCCAACAAUACUGUACCGUGGUACACCACGCACAGUGCUGCACAUUGAACCUGUGCAUGAUUACUGUUUGUAAGGCCACAACACUCUUUGUGGACGCGACACCCUGCCUACUUAUCUGCAUAAACACUUGAAACCAUUUGACUACCCUCCCAACGUCUCUUCUGGAAUUGGAUACACCAUGGAAAAAAGGCCACUGCGAACUGCGGCUAUCCGCCGAUGCGGCUUCAAGCUGCCGAAUGACAAGUACCAGUGUCAAAUGGCAGGAGGCAAGUUCCAACCUGUGGUGGAACUAUGGUAUUGCAGGCUGCACGACUGUCACGCGCAAGACAGAUGCCAGGUGCUGGUUCACUGGGCUGGGAUGGGUGCGCAGUGCGAACACUUCGGCGCUCUUAACGAGAGCACCGGAAAAAAGCUAUGCGAGCGGCAUGCCAUGCAGAAUAGAAGUGAUGCCCGGCCGCAUAAUGGGCAGCGCAACGAGUCCACCGAAGAGAGUACAAACCACGAGGGCGAGAAGCAAGGCGUCGCGAUUUCAAAUGAUCCAAGUUCAAGCCAAUCGACAGUAUCAUCUACCGAAGAUGCGAUGACUGACGCACCGCACUUUGCACAAACUACCACAGAAUCGUCUCCUCUUCUGCCCAGCACAGAGGGAUCUACGGACUCAAAAUCGUCAAAGCUGGUGCCGUCGGAAGGAAAACACUUCAGUGAUGCUAGAGAGGACCUCAACCUUAAAAUACCGGACCAAAGUGAACUGAAAGCGGCCUCGGUCAGUCCACCGGAUGUACUGCGUGACUCGAAAAAAGCAUCGCAUACGCGUAUCGACUCACUCGCGCCAUUCUUCGACUCCAGCCUCCGAACAGAGGGCGGCAAAUGCAGCACGCCUACCACCCCUACUUACGAUGGUCGUCGAGGCCUUCAGAGUACACUCGGAAAUCUCGUAGCAGCAUACGGCGCCACGUCGUAUAGCCCGGCAGUACAUGCGCACAUCAAUUUUUUAAACGCAAUGCGAGAUGGAGGGCCUUCAGAGUUGAACCGUAUUGCAGCUGUGUACGCACAAUGCUGUGUAUGUCUUGAACCACAUGGAGAGUACAACAUGCGGCAAAUCGAGCCAUGCAAACACCAAUACCGAGAGCUCUGUUUGAGGAAGGCAAUAAGUAUAGACGGCGUGCGAAAAUUCAACUGUUCAAGUUGUACAGGCUGGAUGCAAGAACGAAACAGAGAGAUAUUAGAGCGCGGGAGGCUAUAAAGUUUCGCCACUCAUACGCUGGUCAUCUAAAACAAAUGCAGAGCGCAAGCCAAGCGUUCCUUGCUACCACCCACGCGAGACGAUUGCGUUUGAAUCAACAUGCAGUGUAGAUGGAUUUGACAAUCAGUCAUUGAGCACGACUAAUAGUCCACUUCAACUGAGUGAUAGCUUCCAAUGCCUACAAUAGCGCGUUAUCAGGG